GAGUCUGCUCCACAAACGUUAGUUACCAUAAAUCACUACUGUUAAAAAAAAAACAAACUAAAAUUAUAUAUGUAAUUAGACUUAAAGUAACCCAACCCCAAACCCACACAUAGUUCAUGUUAAAACAAUUUAAGGUUACAAUAGUCUACAUAAAUAAAGAUAGACAGAGGAAUAAAAAUGUUAAAAAUUCACAAACAAACAAACAAACAGUUUAUUAAGACAAGGUUAUUAUAUAAUAAUGGGGAAUUAAAACACAAGUACCCACAAGGCAGCAUUUGCUGACACUGUGACUCAUAUGUGUUAUGAGAGCACUUUGACAAAACAUUGAAUCCACAAUUCUACACAUAACAGAGGCACACCUUAGAUCCAGAUAGAAACACACACCCUUGAAACAAACAUUCAACACUUCAGAAUUUCUGGAAAGACUAGUGUUUUUCCCAAGGAACAGUUAGUCACCAGCCUGCAUGCAUGUUUAUGUGUGGGUGUGUAUGUAUAUGUGCUGGCAACGGCCCUUACUUUAGUAAUUUUUCUGAUGAAAACACAGGUUGUGUUUCUCAGGGUGUGAUAUAACAGACUUGUCCUUUCAUGUCUGCAGGUUGUCCCCGUACAAGCCGCCAAACACGCGACUGUACUCUACACUGUGCAUUCCAUAACGGCCAGACUCAAUCAAACAAAAAAAAAAUCACGCAAGGCCUCCGGAAUGCUAGCACUCUCAAACACUCUCAACUGGAUUAGUGCAGAUGAGCUACUGCAAGGAAUUACGCUAAUCAGAAGAGACCCUCCAUCCAACAGUUUAUUUCACCCUUCACAGCUAAUAUCCUCAAUGAACAUAACAUUCGUAAGAUGAAUAAUCACAGCAGCUAUUUUUUCUACAAAAACAAUCCACAUGAAGGCAUUUAUGAUAUAGCAGUUAAAAGACUGUAAAAUUAAGUAUGCACAGUGAUUUCCUACAUCAACACCUAGAAGUUCUUUGGGAAAUAUAACAGUUGAAAAAAAACACCUCUAAUCUAUUGCUCCAGUCAUAAAGCCUUAUCUAGAUUAAGGUAGCACAAACUGUAUGUAUUUUGGUAUGCACAAACAAAAAUGCUUCUAUGAAUGACCUGGUAACAUCAGAAGCACCUUUUAUUAUGGGUGCAUAUGGUGCCUAAGCACUGGGUGUGACACUCAAAUAAUCACAUUAUGAUCUCAAAGUCAGAUCAUAUGUUCAUGCAAGUACAGAAUUUAAAGCAUGAAAAAAUAACAAUCUGCAGUGGAAAAAUUCUUGACACUAGAAGUAAUUUGACAGCACUACAAGUGCAUAAGACAUUAGUUAAACACAUAUGUUUGUGUUUGUAUAUUAAGUGAGGGCACCUAAUUUCUAGCAAUUGGCAUCAAUUUGAUUACAGAUUACGUCUCUGCAUUUAAUAACAAAUUGUUCAAUCUCAUCAUUAUACAUUCCUAUCGUUCUAUUACACUACUACAGCAAUAACCAACAGAAUUCAGUUAACAGAAUAACCAGCAGAAUUCAAAAUAUAUUAACAUUGUCAUAACAAUCACCAUGCUAAAAUAUUCAGAAAACUGUAAUUUUUUUUCAUUGUGAUUACUCCACUUAAACACAUAAAGUAAAAUUUUACUUACUCUGUGUGCUAAAAGUAAAUGAAUAAUUUUUGUUUGUGCAUUUUACUCGUAUUUAGUGAACCUGUUUUUUUAUAUCCAUCAUGCAUGUAAACUAUUUCAAUACAAAACUUUGUUGUGUUGUAUUUUGUUAUGAAUAUACCAAAAUUCUUCCACUUUAAGAUUAUCAGGAAAACAGAGGAUCUCUGUAACCUUCAAGAGGAGGUUUCUUUAUUUUCUCUAACUCUUUUCUCUCUCUCUCUCUCUCUCUCUCUCUCUCUUCCUUCUACAAAUUUUUUCCUCUGACGCACACGCAAACACACACCCACCCAUGGCUGUCCUCUUGCCCCAGCUGCAAUUAUCACCAGAGCGUUUCACUUCUCUAGGUUGAAGGCAGUUCUUUCCAGGACAGUGCGUGACACAGACCCUACAGAGAUAAUCAAUGAAGACCAUCAAUGGCUUGGAUACCAACUUUCUUUACAGCAGAUGAAAUAAAUUCAUAUAGGUUUGGGAAAAUUUGAGGCUGUAACACAACAAAAAAAUGAAAAGAACAUUUGGUGUGUAAUCUUCUGACAUGGCUUGACAUCACAUGUACAAUUGCAAAGCACAGCCUGCUAAUAAUCAGGUUUUUAUUUUACUACAAAAUAUCACGUGUAAUGUGUACACGUUUGUUUGUAAUGAUUUGUAAAAUUUACCAGCAAUAUUUGAGUUUCUUUCUCUCUUUAGAUCAUGAUGAGUGUUCUUUUGGAUUACGAUCAUGACUAUCAUUAUCAUGACCAUGACAACAGUUCCAACCACAGUGACUAUGAUGACAAGGAUUUUCCAGACUUCCACACAGUCUGUGACAAACAAGAGGUCAGAUCUUUUGCUGGGGUGUUUUUGCCAAUAGUCUAUACUCUAGCACUGAUCCUUGGCCUGGCCGGAAACUCUCUGGUCAUUUUGGUUUACCUUUCCCAUAAACGCUUACGGACACUGACGGAUGUUUUCAUCCUCAACCUGGCCUUCGCAGACCUUCUUCUGCUCCUCACCCUGCCCUUCUGGGCUGCGGAUGCAGUAAAUGGCUGGGCAAUUGGCACAGUCGCCUGCAAGAUAACCUCUGCUCUCUACACCACCAAUUUCAGCUGUAGCAUGUUGCUGUUGGCCUGCAUUAGCAUAGACCGCUAUCGUGCGCUAGCUAGAGGCUCCACCACUACCAAUACUCUAGCCAGGAGCAACGCCCGCAGGCAGAGGAUAAUCAUGUGCCUCCUGGUUUGGGGACUUGCCAUUGUCCUCGGAUUGCCAGAUAUGGUAUUCUACACGGUGAAGAAGCAGCAGUCUAGUGGGCGUAAUGCCUGCCGGGCAGUUUACCCACACAAUAUGGCGCGGGCAGCUAAAGCAACUCUGGAAAUUCUGGAAGUGUCUCUGAGCUUUCUUCUUCCUUUCCUGGUGAUGACAUUCUGCUAUUGCAGGGUUGGAAUUGUGUUGGGUCAAGCCGCAACAGCGGGGGUACGUGGUGGAAGGAGAUGGCGGGCAUUUCGGGUUUUGAUAGCAGUAGUAGGUGUGUUUCUGUUGACCCAGCUCCCCUAUAAUGUAGUAAAAUUAGUUAGAGCCCUGGAUGUGAUCUACAUUUUGGUGACGGAAUGUGAGGUGAGCAAAAACCUUGACCGGGCCAAUCAAAUCACUGAAAGUCUGGCCCUUACGCAUUGCUGCCUGAAUCCUGUUCUCUACGUUUUUAUUGGCUCAUCUUUCAAAAUGCACGUUCUGAAGCUUGCCAAGCAUUGCGGGCAGACAAGAAGAGGGUACCGUCAUGGCAAUGAACAGCCCACUGUCGAGAUGUCCCUUAAGUCAAGCGCACAAUCUCACACUCACUCUUCGUCGGACAAUGAAGACACGAGUACGUUCACCAUAUGACAUGACAAUAACUUAAACAAUGAGGACUGCCAACUACAUUAUUUUAAAAUACCUGUGUACAUAGUAACUCGAUGUAUAUAUACCAUAGCCUAAAUACACAUUGGUACACUACACUAGUAUCUGCAGCUCUAAUAUUUGUGUAACUACACACAUUUAACACGAGUAAAAGGACAUUAGUAAAAAAAACCUUUGAACACUCAUUUGUAAUGAAAGUACAAAUGUGUAACAGGAAUAACAGCACUUUUUGGUAAAGAAAGUGUUACAUUUUAUAGACAAUUCUUAUGGAUUAAACCUACCCACUUCCAGCCCCUGGAUGAAAGUGUUCUAAUUACUCUUAUACAUACUGUUGUUACAAAAUGUUUUUACAAAUUCCUGUUACAGGAGUACUUAGUGAAGUAAAAAUUGU
Molecule: messenger RNA, 3889 nt
Organism: Puntigrus tetrazona (Sumatra barb)
Lineage: Eukaryota; Metazoa; Chordata; Actinopteri; Cypriniformes; Cyprinidae
Product: atypical chemokine receptor 4-like
Exons: 3
Coding region: 2323-3483 (386 amino acids)
Biological process (GO): G protein-coupled receptor signaling pathway; chemotaxis; immune response
Cellular component (GO): membrane
Molecular function (GO): chemokine receptor activity; scavenger receptor activity; chemokine binding
Source: RefSeq, a predicted model, not a curated record